Molecule: messenger RNA, 435 nt
Organism: Striga asiatica
Lineage: Eukaryota; Viridiplantae; Streptophyta; Magnoliopsida; Lamiales; Orobanchaceae
Source: the annotation of a GenBank genome assembly
AUGGCGGCACAGAAAUGGACGGCCGUUCAUCGCGAGAUGGUAGUCCGGCGAGAGAGAAGUGGUCGGCGAUGGCGAAAACUGAGGCGGAGGCAGAGGCGGUGCCUGUGGCUGUGCAUGGCGGAGGCCCACGGUCAGCUGGUGGUCUGCGACGGCGGAGGCGGGCGCGGAGUCGGUGGUUCCGAUGCCCAGACCGGCGGGGAAGGAACGGACUGUCGAAAACAGAGGCAGAGGUCGGCGGUCGGCGAGUGGUCGGCGACGGCGGAGGUGGAGGCAGAGGCGGAGGCGGGAGGCUGUAAUGUGGCUGAGGCCGACGGGACAUCAUCGCCGGCGCCGCCUGUGGAUGACAUGGCAGGCGCAAGGGUUGGCGGAGUGGACGUCUUCUUCUCCGGCGAGGCAGAGCGCAAUCAACUGAGCCGAGCAGGUGACGUCGGCUGA